Molecule: messenger RNA, 1605 nt
Organism: Aspergillus versicolor CBS 583.65
Lineage: Eukaryota; Fungi; Ascomycota; Eurotiomycetes; Eurotiales; Aspergillaceae
Exons: 1
Coding region: 1-1605 (534 amino acids)
Biological process (GO): transmembrane transport
Molecular function (GO): transmembrane transporter activity
Source: RefSeq, a predicted model, not a curated record
AUGGAAGCAGAGCAAAACAUUCAACAAUCACAGAUCGAAAAGACCGAUGAUGAGUCCCGCAAAGUUAUUGGAAUGCGCUGGUUUCUGGUGUGCGCUGCUUUAUAUCUAUCUUCCCUAAUGUAUGGCCUCGAUACAACAAUUGCAGCCGACGUUCAGGGAGCUGUUCUCAAGACCUUCCCUUCCGAUGUCUCUCAGCUGGCUUGGAUCGGUGCCGGUUUUCCACUCGGAUCGGUUGCGGUCAUCCUUCCCUACGGCUACCUUUACACGGCGUUCAACAUGAAAUGGCUGUACAUAGCAGGAAUUGUUUUAUUCCAGGCAGGAUCCGCAGUUUGCGGCGCAGCACCCACCAUGAAUGCGCUUAUUGCUGGCCGCGUCUUCGCUGGUGUCGGAGGAACUGGUAUCUACCUUGGAGGUCUCAAUAUCCUCUCAGCCAUGACCGAGAGGCAAGAACGCGGCGCAUACCUGGCUGGCACUGGAUUCGUCUGGGGUCUGGGCGCAAUCCUUGGCCCUGUUGUUGGUGGUAGCUUCUCUGACUCGUCGGCAACUUGGAGAUGGGGAUUUUAUAUCAAUCUUGUCAUAGGCGCCAUUACAGCACCAAUAUACCUGCUCUUCCUACCCUCGCUUCACCCAGCCCCAGGAAAGACGUUACGUGAAAGACUAAUACGAUUGGACUAUGUGGGCUUCGCACUUAGUGGAGGGAUGUGGGUUUCUUUCGCAAUGGCUUUCAUAUCAGCCGGGGGAAUCUGGGCUUGGAAUGAAGGCAGGACAGUCGCAUUGAUUGUCGUCUUUGCUGUCCUCUUUAUGUCUUACGCGGCCCAACAAUACUGUUGCAUCAUGACCACAGCCCAGACAAGAUCUUUCCCAGGUCACCUCCUCAAAUCCCGGACCCAAAUACUACUUUACAUCACGACAACAUGUGCAAACACCGCCAUGUUCUUCACAACCUUCUAUAUACCGGUCCAUUUCCAAUUCGCCCAGAAUGACACCUCACUCAUCGCAGCUGUCCGGCUCCUCCCCUAUCUCCUGGUAACCAUAACAUUCAACCUCGCAACCGGCUGGGUAUUGCCCAAAGCCAAAUACUACAUGCCCUUCUGCCUAAUCUCCGGUAUUCUUUUGACAAUUGCCUCCACGCUCUUCUUCGUCUACCUCUCACCGUCAACCCAACCUGCACAGGUAUAUGGCUUCAGCAUCCUAAUGGCCGUCGGCACCGGUCUCACAAUGCAACUCGGGUAUUCCGUCAGCAGCCUCAAAGUAGCCCCCUCGGACAUUCUCAGCGCAAUCAACCUGCAAAACAUCGCCCAGAUAGGCGCUACCGUGAUCUGUCUCGUUGUCGCAAGCCAGGUGUUCCAGUCAACCGCGGUACGCAAUUUAAACGGCGUGCUAGUUGGCCAGGGACAUGGCCACAUUUACAGUCAGACGGAAAUCCGUAACGCGGUCUCCGGUGCCCAGGGCGCCCUGUUCGAGUCGUUGGAUGGAGAGCUACGUGAGGCUGCGAUUUUGGCCAUCACCGAGGCGAUUCGGCGCGCUUUUAUCAUUCCGCUUGUUGCGGGAGUGGUGGGUGUUAUGGGUUCUUUGUUUAUGAAGAGAGAGAGGUUAUUUGCGUGA